Hibiscus syriacus is the source of this 709-nucleotide messenger RNA. Its product is annotated as non-specific lipid transfer protein GPI-anchored 31-like. The transcript has 3 exons. The record is from RefSeq and is a predicted model, not a curated record. The coding region runs from base 16 to 600 and encodes 194 amino acids. Lineage: Eukaryota; Viridiplantae; Streptophyta; Magnoliopsida; Malvales; Malvaceae.
CUUUCCAAGCAAGCAAUGGCACUCUUAAAAUUCACUCUCACUCUCACUCUCACUCUCACUCUCACUCUCACCCUCACUCUCUCCGUCCUCUCAAUCUGCACCGUUGACGCUGCCCAGUCCCACCAACACCCUGCGGCGGCGGCGCCGUCACCCUCUUCCUCCCCCACAGCGGACUGCUCGUCUUUGAUCCUGAUCAUGGCGGAUUGCUUGACGUUCGUGUCGAGCGGGAGUCGGCUUUCCAAACCAGAAGGGACGUGCUGUAGUGGGUUGAAAACCGUGAUCCAAACCGACGGUGAGUGCUUGUGCAAGGCCUUUAAGAGCAGUGCUUCUCUUGGUGUUACUCUCAAUCUCACUAAGGCUUCCACUUUGCCCGCUGUUUGCAAAACUCCCCAUUCUUCCGUCCCUAAAUGCGCUUUGUCUCUUGUACCUGCUGCUGCUCCAGGUGUGCAACCAACACCAACAGCAGGUUCACCAACAACCGGCUCAGGGGGAGCAAGGGAGGCAGCACUGACGCCGGCUCCUCCUAAAGCAGGCUCAUCCGCGCUCUCGGUUUCAAUCGGAUCUCUUGUCGUAGGUCUCCUCAUAAUUAUGUCAGUUUAGGCUGUGGGAGUAACAGUAAAAUGUUAGUGAUGAUUUUAUCAUACGAAAGACCAUUUUCAUGUUUGGGCAAUGGAUAUUGGUGAUUAUUUAGUUUUCCCUUUUGUGGGUU